CCUGCUACACCUGCUACACCUGCUACACCUGCUACACGAAAACGAACGAUGAAGAACGCAACCUCGAACCCCUCAGUUUCUAAUGGGUCGUCCAAGAAACACGCUGCUCAAACGUGGCAUCAUACAGCUUCAUCAACAACAAUCCUCUGGCUCGCCGUAUCAUUGCCUCUCGUUAUAUGGGAUAUAGGCUACGUCUUUGGCAGACCUCACACCAUGCCUGAUGGUUUCCUCCACUGGCCACUUUAUGUCCCGUAUGCGCUUUAUGGCGAGGUCGAUCAUGUUUACGGAUGGAAGGCGUUCAAUGCCAAGAAUGGCUUUACAGCAGCUCAAACGGCGUUGAAUCUUGUUGAGACGGUCAUGUACUUGGUGUAUUUGUAUAUUCUCUGGACGCGAGCCGACAAGACGAUUGAUGGCGCGAAGAGGACUUUGAGUGGACGUGAUGGCGCGCUGGCUGUUGCUAUUGGCUUUAGUGCUGCUGUUAUGACGCUGAGCAAGACAAUCUUAUACUGGGCCAAUGAGUACUAUAGCGACUUUGAUAACAUCGCUCACAACACACCUAUGGACCUACUCACUCUUUGGAUAAUCCCCAAUGGUGCGUGGAUCGUCCUUCCCACCUACAUGAUCUCCAAGUUUGGAGGGGAUAUUCUCGAUGGCUUGACACUUGCCUCAGGCCAAUCUGUAAAAGCUGAAUAGAAUGAGCAUGAAAGAUCUGGUCGAGCGUCUUAUUUAGUACUGGGGGAAGGCGUAUAUGAGUAAUGACAAUGAGGGAAGAGACAUGAUUUGUAAACAACACGAACUGGGUUUGGGCGCUUCUGACGCUUCGUUGUAUAUGACGAGGAACAGGAUAGUUGAAAUGAGGGCAGUUUAAUCUUUGGCCUUGCUUAAACAGUUACUUUCAGCCCCAGUAGCACAUCACGAUAUAAUAGCAAUUGACA
Fusarium redolens is the source of this 935-nucleotide messenger RNA. RefSeq lists its product as uncharacterized. The record is from RefSeq and is a predicted model, not a curated record. The transcript has 3 exons. Lineage: Eukaryota; Fungi; Ascomycota; Sordariomycetes; Hypocreales; Nectriaceae. Bases 49 to 693 code for a protein of 214 amino acids.